AUGCGCACGCGAAGACAGGCUCGAGCCGAGAUGGGUGAGCCGAGCGAGAGCGUCAAGGAACCGGCUGAAAGCUCCCUCAAAAACAAGCAAGAAAGGAACUCGGACUUGGAACCUGCCGAGUUCAGCGACGACGACGACGACCGAGGUUCUGAUGACCCCGAUGGCCCUUCGACUUCAAAGGGAAAGCGCAAGCGAAGGUCCUUGAGCCCAAAGUCACGGGAAAAAGAGCUGAAAAGGAAGCGCGAACGAAUGAGGGCAUUGAGGGCGCGUCUACUCGAGGGCGAAACUCCUGAAGAUCGAAAAGAACGCUGGCGACUGAUUCAUGCUAGAUGGCGAGCCGAGAGAUGGGCCCGGAUGACGCCCGAGGAGCGGGCUGAGGCCAAAAGAAAAGUCCAGACUAGAAGGCAAAAAGAGGAGUGCCGCAAGAAAAGAGCGGAAUGGGCAAGAACGUAUAAGGAACGCUUUCCAGAUAAACACCUGGAGCUUCGACAGCGACAGCUCGAGCGCAGGGAGGCCAAGAAGAAGCUUGAAGCGGAAGCGCCGGAGGAUCAACCGCCGUCAGUUGUAGUUUACGCCUGUCAA
This is a messenger RNA of Mesorhabditis spiculigera, 582 nucleotides long. The record is from the annotation of a GenBank genome assembly. NCBI's taxonomy places the organism in Eukaryota, Metazoa, Nematoda, Chromadorea, Rhabditida, Rhabditidae.